Messenger RNA from Talaromyces proteolyticus, 1791 nucleotides. RefSeq names its product fungal-specific transcription factor domain-containing protein. Gene Ontology annotation, biological process: DNA-templated transcription. The transcript is spliced from 2 exons. Lineage: Eukaryota; Fungi; Ascomycota; Eurotiomycetes; Eurotiales; Trichocomaceae. The record is from RefSeq and is a predicted model, not a curated record. The coding region runs from base 1 to 1791 and encodes 596 amino acids. Gene Ontology annotation, molecular function: DNA binding; zinc ion binding.
AUGCCCUCUUACAUCAAGCCAUUUUCAUCUAAUUUCCCCUCUGAUGACACACAAUUUCUCUAUUCCAAGGGGGCUCUCACUCCCCCUCGUUCUGAACUCAGAUAUGCUCUUCUUGAAAGCUACAUUAAUUGGAUCCACCCUAUCUGCCCCCUGCUCGACCUAGGUCACUUUCUCUCUGCCUUGCUGUCAAAUGGUUCAGAAGGCCAAAUCAGUCUGUUACUUUUUCACGCGGUCAUGUUUGCCGGGUCGGCAUUUGUCGACAUGUCCUAUCUUCAAGCUGCAGGAUUUGAAUCUAGGAUUGCUGCCAGGGAACAUCUCUUCAUCAGAACUAAGUUAGUCUAUGACUUCAAAUACGAAGAUGAUCGACUCCGCAUUGUUCAGAGUCUGCUUCUAAUGUCCUACUGGCAAGAGAAACAUGAAGACUCCACCAACCAUUGGUACUGGGUAGCCGUCGCAUGCCUUGUAGCACGUACCAUAGGCCUCUUCCGGAAUCCUGCUGGAUCGAAGAUGUCUGAAGAGAGGCAAAAGCUGUGGAAGCGAGUAGGAUGGUCCUGCCUCCUCCGAGACCGCGUCCUUUCCCUCGGAGUCCGGCAGCGGCCGAAGAUCCUCGUUACCGAAUUUGAGCUACCCUUGUUGGAAGAGACAGAUUUUGAGAUUGUCACACUCCCUACCACCGCAAUAAAUACAGCGGCAGCCGUGGUAUUGGGGCAUUGUAAGUUCCUACGGGAUACAGUUCUACAGCAAAAGCUUGCGCUGCUGUGCAUAGAAAAGGCAAAGCUCUGUAUUUUCAUUGAGGAAAUUUUUCGAAAACACUAUAUUGAGCUGAGCCCAAAGUUGGGUAUGACGACGGAAAUCACCAAUGUGCUGUUCCCAAAGACCCACACUCUCGACCUCGAGAGCACUACAAACAUUGAGACGAAUCUUCAGAUCUGGCUACAACAGUUCCCGGAACGGCUGCAGUAUGCUCCAGACUCGGAGCCACGUCUGGACCGUGGUGAGGAUGUCUUGGUAGUGCAUAGCACAUUACUUAAAAUGCUCUAUCACACUAUCACUUGCGCUCUAAACCACCCAGUGCUUUUAAAUCUCUCAUCACAGUCGACAGCUCCCGAGAAUGACCUGAGAAUAGUCAAACGGAGAAUGCGGCAUUCUACGGUACAAAUCAUGCGGCACUUCGAGGAUCUACAGAACCUCGGGCUGAUCUGUUUCCUACCUUCGGCAAGCGUGACUAUGUUGCUGACAGCGGCAAUUAACCACUUGGUCGAAUACCGGACUAGCUCUCAAGAACAUGGUGAGCGGUAUCUACGUCAUUUCUGGGACUGUAUAUGCUAUCUGAAGCCGUUGCAGAGCGUCCACAUCUACGCCCAGAUUGCGUCCCACUUCCUGUAUUCGGUGGCGCAGCAGGUUGGAGUUCGCAUGAUGGAUCCUUUUUUGAGAGAAAAGAGCGAUGACCUCGGUGUUUGGGCUUCAGUACACAUGCCCGGCCACCUUCUCCAAAAACCCCUGGAGAGAAGACCCGAACCGGUAGCCUUUCAGGUUGGGGGUCUGGACUACAAUCAUGCAUCUCUACCACACCAGUCCGUAUUGCACACAUACAACGGUCAAGACGGUGGCGAGUCGCCUCUUACAACCGCGGAAGAAGAUUCUAUCACGACGGAGGGUAUUAGUGUGCCUCAGGUAACCGGACAUGCUCCACCAUUGUCCGAUGUCUUUAACUACCAACCGCUGUGGAAUAUGUGGGGAAGCCAAUAUUUUGAGGAGCUAACAGGAUGCCACUAUCUGCCCCAAAAUUAA